Molecule: messenger RNA, 1507 nt
Organism: Sphaeramia orbicularis (orbiculate cardinalfish)
Lineage: Eukaryota; Metazoa; Chordata; Actinopteri; Kurtiformes; Apogonidae
Gene: nmnat2
Product: nicotinamide nucleotide adenylyltransferase 2
Exons: 11
Coding region: 95-1018 (307 amino acids)
Biological process (GO): NAD+ biosynthetic process
Cellular component (GO): Golgi apparatus
Molecular function (GO): nicotinate-nucleotide adenylyltransferase activity; nicotinamide-nucleotide adenylyltransferase activity
Source: RefSeq, a predicted model, not a curated record
CAGACUCUCACCGAGCCGCCUCCCUCUCUCUGCAGACAAACACAGACCCACACGGCACCGGGACCGGACCGGACCGGGACUACGCAGACCCACCAUGACAGAAUCCACCAAAACCCACGUGAUCCUUCUGUCCUGCGGCAGCUUCAACCCCAUCACCAAAGGACACAUCCAUAUGUUCGAAAAAGCCAGAGAAUAUCUGCACAAAACAGGACGAUUCAUUGUGAUUGGAGGAAUCAUCUCCCCUGUCCACGACUCGUAUGGAAAACCUGGUCUGGUGUCCAGCAGACAUCGCCUCACCAUGUGCCAGCUCGCCGUCCAGUCCUCAGACUGGAUCAGGGUGGACCCUUGGGAGUGUUACCAGGACACCUGGCAGACCACCUGCAGCGUCCUGGAACAUCACCGGGACCUGAUGAAGAGAGUAACCGGCUGCAUCCUGUCCAACGUAAACACGCCGUCCACCACUCCUGUGAUUGGACAACCACAGAACCAGAAUCCGCCCAUCUACCAGAACCACAGCAACAUGAACCACAAGCCCACGGCCGUUAAACUGUGGGGGAAGAUCAGUGAGAGUUUGGGGAAGAUCUGCUGUGUCCGUCCUCACAUUGAACGCUUCACCUUCGUCGAUGAAAACGCCAACCUGGGCACUGCCAUGCGAUACGAGGAGAUCGAGUUGCGCAUCUUGCUCCUGUGUGGCAGUGACCUCCUGGAGUCCUUCUGCAUCCCUGGCCUGUGGAAGGACAGUGAUAUGGAGGUGAUUGUGGGGGAUUUUGGCAUUGUGGUGGUUCCUCGUGAUGGAGCAGAUACUGAGAGGAUCAUGAAUCAUUCCUCCAUUCUCCGCAAGUACAAGGACAACAUCAUCGUGGUGAAAGAGGAGAUGAACCAUCCCAUGUCCAUCGUCAGCUCCACCAAGAGCAGACUGGCCCUGCAGCACGGUGACGGUCAUGUGGUGGACUACCUGAGUCAGCCGGUCAUUGACUACAUCCUGCAGAGUCAGCUGUACAUCAAUGCCUCGGGAUAGAAGGGACUGCCUGGACCAGCACAAGUACUGGGAAAAACACCUGGGAAGGGGGAAGGGGGAAGGGGGGGUUCUACCUACAAACCCCAUCAUCAUAUCCCCCCCCCCCACCUCCACCUCCACCUAAACUAACCCGUCUGUCUUCUGUGUCAAACCUAUUCUCUUCUGUGAGCGUUCCAACAGGAGUCACUCCUUCUGUCUGUGUCAUGUGACCAAAGCAUCGUGGUGGGGGUGGGGGUGGGGGUGGGGGGGUCAGAGGUCAGAGGUGUACAGGCUGUAGAGGUGUCAUCCAUAUAUUUUUCCACUGAAGGCAGUGUUUUGUCACUGUUCGGUAACUGGUGUCGUUCUCCGUGUUCGUUCGACUCUACAGAUGCAUGACCCGUAAUCGUCUGAAUGUCCGACCGUACGGGACCGCGGCGUCCGCUGGAACAGGCCGGGAUCCAUCCGAGGCUACGUUUACAUGUAGCCGGGUAUUUGGGAAAACCUGUAUUU